Messenger RNA from Galendromus occidentalis (western predatory mite), 416 nucleotides. RefSeq names its product U7 snRNA-associated Sm-like protein LSm10. The record is from RefSeq and is a predicted model, not a curated record. Gene Ontology annotation, molecular function: U7 snRNA binding; histone pre-mRNA DCP binding. NCBI's taxonomy places the organism in Eukaryota, Metazoa, Arthropoda, Arachnida, Mesostigmata, Phytoseiidae. The transcript is spliced from 2 exons. Gene Ontology annotation, biological process: mRNA 3'-end processing by stem-loop binding and cleavage. Gene Ontology annotation, cellular component: nuclear body; cytoplasmic U snRNP body. The coding region runs from base 6 to 416 and encodes 136 amino acids.
ACAAGAUGUCGAGUUUCCUACAGAGUUCCCGGGACAAAGCCGUAGCUGUCAGAUCUCUCCUGUGCCUAGUGCAGGCUCUCGAAGGAAGGGAAACAACAGUAGAUCUACGCAAUGAGACAGAAGUCGUCGGCACCAUUGAAGUCGUCGAUGGGCGAAUGAACAUCCAGAUGUCAGAUGCCGUCGUCACGAUGCCAAACGGGUCUUCUCGACAGUUUUCAUUCCUUCACGUCCGCGGAAGAAAUGUUCGUUACGUCCACAUCCCACCAGACGUUAAUAUCAUGAAAACGAUAGAGGAUCGAGUUCAGCGAGUCCAAGGAGUUAUCCCCGCCGCUCAAGCACCUAACGACUUGGCGGUGAUGAUUACUCGACGGAAACGAGAACAACUUCGACGGAGGAGGCUCGCAGAAGGCCGUUAG